AAAAAAAAAAAGAGGGCGGUGGGGCGAGAGGGAGUAGUUGAGUUCAAGCUUCGGGGACUUCUCCCCUCGUUUCGGCCUCAUCGCCCCUCGGCGGAGCUUCCCAAGCUGUGGGCAGAGCCAGAGAGAAAGAGACCGAGACCGACUCUCCAAGCUAUUAAUCUCGUCUCCAUGCGCUCCGAUUCCCUCCUCUAUUCCCCUCCUCCUCCUUCUCCUCCUCCUCCUCUUCUCCUCCUCUUCUGAGAUCUCGAGGCGAUCCAUCCCGUCUUCGAUAUCGUUUUCCCUUCCUUCUGUUGCCAAUCUCGAUGUCCAACGCUCCCGGGCUCGUUUCUCCGCCGGCCCCCUGCUUCCGAGGGAGAGAUCUGGCGCCUUCGGGCCUCUUCCGAUCCGGUCUCUUCUUGGCGGCGAGGAAUGCGAGGAGGGCGCCGCUCAAGUGCUGCGCCGCCACCGUGGGCGGCGGUGUGGAGGACCACGUCCUGGGAACCGCUGCCGCCUCUUCCAAGCCUCGUCUUCCAAGAGUUGUUGGAAUGGGUUCAAAGCUUGUUGGAUGUGGAUCGGCUGUGCCAAAGCUUUUGAUUUCUAAUGAUGACCUUGCACAAAUUGUCGAAACUUCAGAUGAAUGGAUUUCUGUUCGUACAGGGAUUCGUAAUCGACGUGUCCUCACAGGGAAUGAAACACUGAGUGGGUUGGCUGUGGAAGCAGCAAAGCGGGCUCUUCAAAUGGCUCAAGUAGAGCCUGAUGAUGUCGACCUUGUAAUUAUGUGCACAUCUACUCCAGAUGACCUUUUUGGAUGCGGUGCUCGGGUACAGAGAGACUUAGGAUGCAAAAAUGCUUGGGCUUUUGAUGCUACAGCAGCUUGCAGCGGGUUUGUUGUGGGCCUGAUCACAGCAACUCGUUUUAUUAAAGGUGGUGGGUUCCAAAAUGUCCUAGUAAUUGGUGCAGAUGCUCUCUCACGAUUUGUGGACUGGACAGACAGGGGCACGUGCAUACUUUUUGGUGAUGCUGCUGGUGCUGUGCUAGUUCAAGCCUGCAGUGACGAGGAAGAUGGCUUGCUUGGCUUUGACUUCCACAGUGAUGGUCAUGGCCAGAAGUACCUAAAUGCAAUAGCCAAGGAUGAGGAAACCGAGCUCAUCUCAAACAAUAAUGGUGCACCUCUUUUCCCUGCAAAAAGAUCAUCGUUUUCUUGCAUCCAAAUGAAUGGCAAGGAGGUCUUCCGCUUCGCAGUGCGGUGUGUGCCACAGUCCAUUGAAGCUGCACUGCUAGAAGCUGGCCUCACAAGUUCCAGCAUUGACUGGCUGCUGCUUCAUCAGGCAAACCAACGGAUCAUAGAUGCCGUGGCUACCCGGUUGCAGAUGCCCUCGGACAAGGUCAUCUCAAAUUUGGCUAACUAUGGGAACACAAGUGCUGCAUCCAUUCCUCUGGCAUUAGAUGAGGCUGUUCGGAGUGGAAGGGUGCAGGCUGGCAAUACCAUUGCCGCUGCAGGUUUCGGAGCUGGAGUUACAUGGGGCUCUGCAAUAGUAAGGUGGAAAUGAGCUGGAGUUACAUGGGAAUAGUUGAAAAGCUUUAUAAGGGAGCAUGAAUCAUCAAGUUAUAGCCCAGUUUGGCUUUCCCUCCUCAUGAAGUCGGGCUGAAAGAGGACUUCCUCUAUUUUCUAGGCCAAGCUUUUGUUAUCAGUUUUCCAAGUUUCCUCUUAUUUUAUUUCAAGUGGAACUAUGAGCAGCCAAGUAUUUAUUUAUUUUUCCCUGGGUCAUAAUGGGUGCUGAACCAUUUAAAUGUGAGCUUUUGGUGUUUUUACCUAGCCACU
Molecule: messenger RNA, 1801 nt
Organism: Phoenix dactylifera (date palm)
Lineage: Eukaryota; Viridiplantae; Streptophyta; Magnoliopsida; Arecales; Arecaceae
Product: beta-ketoacyl-[acyl-carrier-protein] synthase III, chloroplastic-like
Biological process (GO): fatty acid biosynthetic process
Cellular component (GO): chloroplast
Molecular function (GO): 3-oxoacyl-[acyl-carrier-protein] synthase activity
Source: RefSeq, a predicted model, not a curated record